AUGGCACCAAGCAAGAUCAGAAAAGCCUUAGGGGCAGUCAAGGACAAGACAAGCAUAGGGUUGGCAAAAGUCGGUAAUAGCGCGUCGUUGUCGGAUUUGGAAGUGGCCAUUGUCAAAGCUACAAGACAUGAAGAAUACCCGGCCGAGGAACGAUACGUGAGUGAGAUCUUAAGCCUCACGUGCUACUCGAGAGCGUAUAUAAGCGCGUGUGUUAACACGCUCUCUAGACGUCUCAAUAAGACCAAGAAUUGGAUUGUUGCGCUCAAAACCCUAAUGCUAAUCCAACGUUUGGUGUCUGAAGGUGACCCGGCUUAUGAACAAGAGAUCUUUUUCUCGACUAGGCGUGGUACGAGGUUCCUUAACAUGUCGGAUUUUAGAGACACUUCUCUAUCAAAUUCAUGGGAUUACUCUGCUUUCGUUCGUACUUAUGCUUUGUAUCUCGAUGAAAAGCUCGAGUUUAGGAUGCAAAGUCGAAGAGGGAGAAGAAGUGCGUUUGGAUUGGAUAACGAAGAAGGGGAACAAAACAAUAAUAUUAAUAUUAAUCUUUACGAUGACGAUGAUGAUGAUAAUAAUAAUAAUGGUAAUGGCGGUGGCAACGACAACGACAAUAGUCAGGCUAUUGUUGUAAGAAUUGCUCCUGUACGAGAAAUGACAACUGAACAAUUAUUCUCGAGGAUACAACAUUUGCAACAGCUUCUCGAACGCUUUUUGGCUUGUCGUCCCACAGGUGCGGCAAAGAACAACAGGGUGGUGUUAGUAGCAUUGUAUCCAAUCGUGAAAGAAAGUUUCCAAAUAUAUUACGACAUAACCGAAAUUAUGGGUCUCCUAAUCGAUCGUUUCAUGCAGCUAAGCAUCCGAGAUUGUGUCAAAGUGUACGAGAUUUUCUGUCGUGUCGGGAAGCAAUUCGACGAGCUAGAAUUGUUCUAUUGUUGGAGUAGAAGCACUGGAAUUGCUCGCUCUUCUGAAUAUCCCGAAGUCGAAAAGAUUACUCUGAAGAAACUCGAAGUCAUGGAUGAAUUCAUUAAAGACAAAUCCGCCUUAGCUCAAUCCCAGAAGGAUAGAGGAAAGAACGAACGUCAUGAACAAAUCACAAACGAAGAAGAAGAAGAAGAACAAGAGCCAGAGCCAGAACCAGACAUGAAUUCGAUUAAAGCUCUUCCACCGCCGCCCGAGGAAUUCAAAGAAGAAGAACAAGAACAAGAACAAGAAACCGCGAUAGAGAUUAAGGAAGAGAUCGAUGAAAUUAAGCCAAAACAAGAUUCAUUAAUGGGUGAUUUAUUGAAUCUUGGUGAAGAACUUGCAUUAACAAGAGAACAAAAUGCAAAUAAAUUGGAAUUGGCAUUAUUUGAUGGAAGUUCUUCAACUACAAACCCUUCAUCAACUCUUCCAUGGCAAGCAUUCAAUGAUCCCUCAUCGGAUUGGGAGACAACAUUGGUGCAAUCAGCAAGCCAUUUGACAAGCCAAAGAGCUGAUCUUGGUGGAGGAUUUGAUAUGCUUUUAUUGGAUGGCAUGUAUAAUAAGCAAACAACAAUGAUAUCCACAAUGGGUAGCUCAGGGUAUGGAGUAAGUGGCAGUGCAAGUAGCAUGGCGCUUGGGUCUGCAGGGAGGCCAGCCAUGCUAGCCUUGGCAGCCCCUCCGUCGUCCGAUGGGAGUGCGAGCUCAUCCUCGAUCGUAAGCGACCCCUUUGCUGCGUCGGUGGCGGUGGCGCCCCCGUCGUACGUGCAGAUGUCGGACAUGGAGAGGAAGCAGAAGCUAUUGGUGGAGGAGCAACUGAUGUGGCAGCAAUAUGCAAGGGAUGGGAGACAGAUACAACAUAACCCUUAUACAGGAGGAUUCACAAGAAGUUAG
Cucurbita moschata (crookneck pumpkin) is the source of this 1848-nucleotide messenger RNA. Its product is annotated as putative clathrin assembly protein At1g03050. Gene Ontology annotation, cellular component: clathrin-coated vesicle; clathrin-coated pit. Lineage: Eukaryota; Viridiplantae; Streptophyta; Magnoliopsida; Cucurbitales; Cucurbitaceae. The coding region runs from base 1 to 1848 and encodes 615 amino acids. The transcript has 2 exons. Gene Ontology annotation, molecular function: SNARE binding; clathrin heavy chain binding; phosphatidylinositol-4,5-bisphosphate binding. Gene Ontology annotation, biological process: clathrin coat assembly; clathrin-dependent endocytosis; vesicle budding from membrane. The record is from RefSeq and is a predicted model, not a curated record.